Glycine soja is the source of this 1402-nucleotide messenger RNA. RefSeq names its product leucoanthocyanidin reductase-like. The transcript has 5 exons. The coding region runs from base 94 to 1191 and encodes 365 amino acids. The record is from RefSeq and is a predicted model, not a curated record. Gene Ontology annotation, molecular function: oxidoreductase activity. NCBI's taxonomy places the organism in Eukaryota, Viridiplantae, Streptophyta, Magnoliopsida, Fabales, Fabaceae.
GUCCUAUAUAAACCACCAAGCACCCUUUUGGUAUUGCAUGCCCAAAUUGUCAUCAUCAUAACAUAACUCUUUCAAUAUUCCCAUCCAAAAAGCAUGGUAACUUCACCACCAGCCAUUCCCACCACCACCAAGGAUCGUGUUCUCAUCAUCGGAGCAACAGGUUUCAUAGGCAAGUUUGUGGCUGAGGCAAGCCUCACCUCAGAACACCCCACUUGUUUGCUUGUUCGGCCAGGACCUCUUGUCCCUUCCAAGGAUGCCAUUGUUAAAACCUUCCAAGACAAAGGUGCCAUUGUCAUUCACGGUGUGAUAAAUAACAAGGAUUUCGUGGAAAAGAUUUUGAAAGAGUAUGAAAUAGACAUUGUCAUUUCUGCUAUUGGGGCUAAGAGCUUGCUGGAUCAGCUUAUACUGGUGGAGGCCAUGAAAUCUGUUAAGACUAUUAAGAGGUUUUUGCCUUCAGAGUUUGGGCACGAUGUGGACAAAGCAGAUCCUGUGGAGCCAGGCCUAACAAUGUACAAGGAGAAGCGAUUGGUUAGGCGUGUGGUUGAGGAAUCUGGGGUUCCAUUCACCAAUAUAUGUUGCAAUUCCAUUGCUUCUUGGCCUUACCAUGACAAUUGCCACCCCUCACAGCUUCCUCCACCUUUGGAUCAAUUGCAGAUAUAUGGUCAUGGCAAUGUCAAAGCUUACUUUGUUGAUGGCAUUGAUAUUGGAAAGUUCACAAUGAAAGUUAUUGAUGAUGUAAGGACAGUGAACAAAAAUGUUCAUUUUCGACCAUCUAACAAUUGUUACAGCGUCAACGAGCUUGCUUCUUUGUGGGAAAAGAAAAUUGGUCGUACAAUCCCCAGAGUGACCAUUUCAGAAGAUGAUCUUCUAGCAGUAGCUGCAGAAAAUUGCAUACCACGAAGCAUUGUGGCAUCUUUCACUCAUGACAUAUUCAUCAAAGGUUGUCAAGUUAACUUCAACAUAGAUGGACUUGGUGAUGUUGAGAUUAGCACUCUCUAUCCUGAAGAAGCAUUCAGAAGCUUGGAGGAUUGCUUCGACGCCUUUGCUAUUAUGAUCGAUGACAAGAUUCAUAAAGGGGAAAAUAAAAUUGCCGGCACAGAGUCUGUAGUGGAAGCAGUGCCAUUCAAAGCUUCCUGUGGAGAAGAGCCACCUCCUAAAAAAUGUUCCAAAUUUGUUGUUACCAAUUACUAGGCUUUGGUGAGGAGGAAAUGUAUCUGAGUCAUUAGAUGUUGAUGUUAUUUUGAAGGCUGUUUCAUCUAAAAUGUUUUAUUGUAUUCCUAGAGUAUGAUCUUAGGUGCAACAAAUUCUGUUAGUUGUCACUCUGUUUUGGUGUCAAAUCUUCGUGUAAUUGGGUAAUAUUUUAAGAUUUACUAUUCACCGUCUUGAAGCACUGAACCUGGAA